This is a messenger RNA of Amborella trichopoda, 1674 nucleotides long. RefSeq names its product Nuclear transport factor 2 (NTF2) family protein. Lineage: Eukaryota; Viridiplantae; Streptophyta; Magnoliopsida; Amborellales; Amborellaceae. The record is from RefSeq and is a predicted model, not a curated record.
UUGGCGCUUUCAAUCUUAAAAGAUUUUGAUCGGCUUGCGCCUAAAUCUCCCUCAUAGUUGUCAUGGCUUCCCUUCAACUGAGUCCUGCCCCUCGCCUUUAUCCCUCUUCAUUUUCAUCCAAAACCCACCUCAAAACCAGUCUUUGCUACAAAACCCAAUUCUCAGUUAUGCCCAAAACCACCCAAGUUUCUUGUUCUUAUUCUCCUGAAAAUUCUUCUCCUGUCAUUUUAUCUGUUGAUUCUUCUACUGAGAGUUCUUCACCUAAAUUAUGCUGUGAAGUGGUUAAGGGGUUUUAUAGCGGCAUUAAUCGCCACAAUUUGGGCUAUGUUUCGGAGCUUAUUGCAGAGAAUUGUGUAUAUGAAGAUCUUGUUUUCUCCGAGCCCUUUGUUGGAAGAAAGGCCAUUCUUGAAUUUUUUAAGAAGUUCACUGAUUCCAUAACCACAGACUUGCAAUUUGUUAUUGAUGACAUUAGUGAUGAAGAUUCCUCAGCUGUUGGGGUCAAAUGGCACUUGGAAUGGCAGGGGAAGGAAUUUCCAUUUAGCAAGGGUUGUAGCUUUUAUCGCUCGGAGGUAUUCAAUGGAAAAAGACAAAUAGUUUACGGACGAGAUAGCGUUGAACCUUCCAUUAAGCCUGGGGAGACGGCAUUGUGGAAGAUUUUGGCAGGUAUUUUCAGUGAUGGCCAUGGAUAAUGGCAAGUAUUCUAUACUCCAGCGGACGAUGGCAGAAAACCAUAAUACAUUGGGUCAUUGUCAUCCAUUGAAUGAUGGAUGGUGUUGGAGAAUGAGUCCAAUGUACAAGGAGAGGAUGUGACCUCAGUGGUGGUUCCCUCUCUUUCACCCCACCACCCAUCAUUGAAUUGGACAGCAAUCAACUUAACGAACUUUGAUUUUUCCAUAGUCCUCUGGAUCAUAAUGCACUUCUGUAGGAUAGAUUUAUGAUAUCUACAAAAUGGAAAACAUGUUUUUUAUCAGUCUCUAAUGCAUAAUCUUGAAAUAGUAACCUAAAAACAAUAUGUGGUGCAUAAAAGGAUUUCUUUUUCUUUCUCUGGGUGUAGUUACACUGCAGUCUGCAGAUCCCCAACCAUAAAAUUUAAUUUGAAAAUUUGCAUUAUUAAAAUUACAAUUUCAGUUAAAAUGAUAGUUGGGUAGCACCAUCACGAAAUGCAAAAAGGAGUUAUGGAGGAAAAUGGUUUUAGUUGAGGCAUUCUAGAGGAACAAGUUGUAGGAGAUGCUACUUUUUACUGUCAAUUUAAACAAAAAAAUGGCGUACUUUUUACUGUCGAUUUAAACAAAAAAAUGGCUUGACGCUUAUAGAAACAUCUUUAUUCUCUCAUCUUUGAUCCUUUUGCUAAGGCAUCUAACCUUUGAAUACACGUCGAUUCUCUUGAAUUUCCGGUGGUUUAUUUAGAUAAGUUUUUAUCCCAGAAAUUACAGUUUGAGUGUAUUCUAUAUAUUUUCAUAUUAUGGGAAUUUGAUACCCGUAUGAGAUGCAUUGUUUAACAUUUUACACAUUGGCAACUAUUCCAUUUUGGUCAUGGUGCAUUUUGAUGAGUAUUUUGAGACAAACAAUAUAGGUAAAAUCUUAAAUUGUUGAUCUCACAUGGGUAUUUUGAUAGGGAAAAGUUUAUAUAGAGCCGAGGCUCUAAACAAUCAAAUAAGAGCCUACCUCAAAAUU